AUGAAGAGGCCCCAGUGGGUGAUGGGUGAGCGGGGGCGGGGUGGAGGGACAGAUGGGGGACAGACAGUGGACGAUGUGGGACAACGGGCUCCCCCUCUCUCUCCCCGUCCCCAAAGCAUCUCCUCGGUCCUGCUGCUGUUCCUGCUGCCGCUGCUGGGCCCAGCGGGGCACACGGCCGCCCAGCGCUGCCCGCGGACCUGCGUCUGCGACAACUCCAGGCGGCAUGUGGCCUGCCGGCACCAGAACCUCACCGAGGUGCCCCACGCCAUCCCUGAGCUGACCCAGCGGCUGGACCUCCAGGGCAACCAGCUGAAGGUGAUCGCCCCCGCCGCCUUCCAGGCCCUGCCUCACCUGACCCACCUGGACCUGCGGCACUGCCAGGUGGAGCUGGUGGCCGAGGGCGCCUUCCGCGGCCUGGGCCGCCUGCUGGUCCUCAACCUGGCCUCCAACCGCCUGAGCGCGCUGCCCCAGGAGGCCCUGGACGGGCUGGGCUCGCUGCGGCGCCUGGAGCUGGAGCGGAACCUGCUGGAGGAGCUGCGGCCCGGGGCGUUCGGGGCGCUGGGCGCACUGGUCACCCUCAACCUGGCGCACAACGCCCUCGUCUACCUGCCCCCCAUGGCCUUCCAGGGGCUGCUGCGCACGCGCGGGCUGCAGCUGGCCCACAACGCGCUCAGCGUGCUGGCCCCCGAGGCCCUGGCCGGCCUGCCCGCCCUGCGCCGGCUCAGCCUGCACCACAACGAGCUGCAGGCCCUGCCCGGCGCCGCGCUGGCCCAGGCCCGCGGCCUGGCGCGCCUCGAGCUGGGCCACAACCCUUUCACCUACGCGGGCGAGGAGGACGGGCUGGCCCUGCCCGGCCUGCGGGAGCUGGCGCUGGACCACGGCGCCCUGCAGGCCCUGGACCCCCGGGCCUUCGCCCACUGCCCGCGCCUGCACACCCUGGACCUCCGCGGGAACCAGCUGGACACGCUGCCGCCGCUGCAGGGCCCGGGGCAGCUGCGCCGGCUGAGGCUGCAGGGGAACCCGCUGUGGUGCGGCUGCCGGGCCCGGCCGCUGCUCGAGUGGCUGGCGCGGGCGCGCGUGCGCUCCGAUGGCGCGUGCCGGGGGCCCCGGCGGCUGCGGGGCGAGGCCCUGGACGCCCUGCGGCCCUCCGACCUGCGCUGCCCCGGGGACCCGGCGGAGGACGAGGACGAGGACGAGGAGCUGGCGGCCGCGCGGCCCCGCGCCCCCCCGGGCCCCGCGGAGGAGGACGGCGCGGCCCAGCCCUGCCCGCGCGCCUGCGUGUGCGCCUCCGCGUCCCGGCACAGCGGCUGCGAGGGCCGAGGCCUGCAGGCCGUGCCCCGCGGCUUCCCCGGCGACACCCAGCUCCUGGACCUGAGGCGGAACCGCUUCCCGGCGCUGCCCCGCGCGGCCUUCCCGGGCCUGGGCCGGCUGGUGUCGCUGCACCUGCAGCACUGCGGCAUCGCGGCGCUGGAGGCGGGCGCCCUGGCCGGGCUGGGCAGCCUGCUCUACCUCUACCUCUCCGACAACCAGCUCUCGGGCCUGGGCGCCGCCGCGCUGGAGGGGGUGCCCCGCCUCGGCUACCUGUACCUGGAGCGCAACCGCUUCCUGCAGGUGCCGGGGCCCGCCCUGCGCGCCCUGCCGCGCCUCUUCUCCCUGCACCUGCAGGACAACGCGGUGGAGCGCCUGGCGCCCGGGGACCUGGCGGGCACGCAGGCCUUGCGCUGGCUCUACCUGAGCGGGAACCGCCUCACCCAGGUGUCCCCCGGCGCCCUGGGCCCCGCCCCGGAGCUGGAGAAGCUGCACCUGGACAGGAACCAGCUGCGAGAGGUGCCCACGGGGGCCCUGGAGGGGCUGCCUGCCCUCCGGGAGCUGCAGCUCUCGGGGAACCCGCUCGGGGCCCUGCGGGAUGGCGCCUUCCGGCCCGUGGGCGGGUCGCUGCAGCACCUCUUCCUGAACAGCAGUGGCCUGGAGCAGGUUUCUCCUGGGGCCUUCUCAGGCCUGGGGCCCCGGCUGCAGAGCCUACACCUGCAGAAGAACCAGCUGCAGGCCCUGCCCGCCCUGCCCGGUCUCAGCCAGCUGGAGCUGGUCGACCUCAGUGGCAAUCCCUUCCGCUGUGACUGCCAGCUGCUCCCACUCCACAGGUGGCUCACUGGGCUGAACCUGCGCGUGGGGGCCACCUGUGCCGCCCCUCCCAGUGCCCGUGGCCAGAGGGUGAAGGCUGCCGCUGCUGUCUUUGAAGCCUGCCCGAGCUGGGCGUCCAGGAAGGCCAAGCGGAUGCCCAGUGCCCGGAGAGCCCGCGUGGAGGGCAGACAGCGGGGAGCCGGCAAGGUUGGCAGGAGGCAAGACCGGCCACUUGGUAAAAUGUUCGAACCCAUCACACCACUCACCACCCAUCAGCCCCCCGACCCGGCGCUGAGGGGUGUGGAGGGUGGCUACUGGGAGGGAGAGCUUCGGGAACUGUAG
Molecule: messenger RNA, 2463 nt
Organism: Eptesicus fuscus (big brown bat)
Lineage: Eukaryota; Metazoa; Chordata; Mammalia; Chiroptera; Vespertilionidae
Gene: CHADL
Product: chondroadherin like
Exons: 7
Coding region: 1-2463 (820 amino acids)
Cellular component (GO): plasma membrane
Molecular function (GO): protein binding
Source: RefSeq, a predicted model, not a curated record